This is a messenger RNA of Uloborus diversus, 1203 nucleotides long. It is a transcript of the gene RagA-B, whose product is annotated as ras-related GTP-binding protein A-like. Gene Ontology annotation, cellular component: lysosome; nucleus; Gtr1-Gtr2 GTPase complex. NCBI's taxonomy places the organism in Eukaryota, Metazoa, Arthropoda, Arachnida, Araneae, Uloboridae. Gene Ontology annotation, biological process: positive regulation of TOR signaling; cellular response to amino acid stimulus; cellular response to starvation. The record is from RefSeq and is a predicted model, not a curated record. Gene Ontology annotation, molecular function: GTP binding; GTPase activity.
AGUAGAUAAACUUCACGUGACAGAAAAAUAAAACAGGAGCGAGCAGCGAGGCGGCGAUAUAUGUCUUGGUUGUCAAUUACUCAUUAUUAAAUUGUAAAUUUUUUCCUGUUUUAAAAGGUGAAACUUUGCUACAAUGAAGAAAAAGGUUCUCCUCAUGGGAAAGAGUGGUUCUGGAAAAACCAGUAUGAGGUCUAUAAUCUUUGCAAAUUAUAUUGCACGAGAUACUCGUCGGUUAGGAGCUACAAUUGAUGUCGAACACUCUCAUGUACGCUUCCUGGGAAAUCUUGUAUUGAAUUUAUGGGACUGUGGAGGUCAAGAAGCUUUUAUGGAGAAUUAUUUUGCUAGUCAAAGAGAUAAUAUAUUUAGGAAUGUGGAGGUACUUAUAUACGUUUUUGACGUUGAAUCUCGUGAAUUAGAGAAAGAUAUGCAUUAUUAUCAGUCAUGUCUGGAAGCUAUUUUACAAAGCUCACCAGAAGCCAAAAUAUUUUGUCUCAUUCAUAAAAUGGAUUUAGUGCAAGAAGAUCAAAGAGAUGUGAUAUUUCGCGAAAGAGAAAGAGAUCUGGAACGUUUAUCUAGGCCUUUGGAAUGCAUUUGCUUUCGCACAUCCAUAUGGGAUGAGACGCUGUAUGAGGCAUGGUCUUCCAUUGUGUACAAGCUAAUACCUAAUGUGCAGCAAUUACAAGCCAAUUUGAAGCAAUUCGCAGACAUCAUUGAAGCUGAUGAAGUGCUUCUAUUUGAAAGGGCGACAUUUUUAGUCAUUGCUAGAGCUGAAAGAAAAGAGCAUAGAGAUGUCCAUCGUUUUGAAAAAGUUUCUAAUAUUAUCAAACAGUUCAAGCUAAGUUGUAGCAAGAUAGCAGCUCAGUUUCAGAGUAUGCAAUUAUCCAAUGAAAUUUUUUCUGCAUACAUAGAUGUUUUUACGCCAAAUACUUACGUAAUGGUUGUUAUAUCCGACCCAAAUAUAACACCUGCUAUCACUUUGCUCAAUAUAAAGAAUGCCAGAAAGCAUUUUGAAAAGCUAGAAGGUGUCAGACAACCGCAGCAGCUUUUAACAAACCAAUAAUAUCAAGCUUGUAUUAAGAAUGACUUUGUGGUUUAAACUUAUAAAGGAGAAACUGUUUUCCUUUUUAAGUGUUAAAUUUCAUGUUUUAAAUUAUUUUUUAUCUGUAUAUUACCAAGUUUAGAAUAAAUAUAUAUCAUGUUUGC